ACUCUCUCGAGUUCCUAAAAUUUUAGUCUCUUCUCUUUUCUUCUGAUCUUCUCUUGCCUCCCCUGAUUGGGUAAGUAUGGAGUUGGCCUGCUUUGAAUCUCCAUUUCCAUUUGAUCAAGUGGAGGAGCUGUUCCCUCUUCCUUCUCUUUCCAGUUUAGAUAUUCCUGUUCCCACGCUUCCCUUCAGCUCUUCCAUGGAGAAGAGUAGUGAUAAUAAUGUCUCCCAAAAGCCCAAAAAUGGCCGCCGGCGAAAGUCUCCCAAUAACACUACUUCUGACGACGCCGGCUGCUACAACAACCCUAAUGAACACAAAAAGAAGAAGAUUAUCCACAGAGACGUGGAGCGCCAAAGAAGGCAAGAAAUGUCCACUCUUUACGCCAAUCUUCGCUCCCUCCUCCCUCUGGAAUAUCUCAAGGGGAAGAGGUCGAUUUGCGAUCACAUGCAGGAAACAGUGAAAUACAUACAGCAUACGCAGGCCAAUAUCCAGAAGCUUUCCAACAAGAGAGAUGAGCUGAAGAGGCUCUCCGGCCACGACGAUGCCGCCUCCGACACUGCUACCAUCGAAACGUUAAACUCCUCGAAAAGGGACUCUGUUUCCGUGGCAGUGAACCAAAAACAGGGAGGAGUUCAAGUUGUUCUUCACACUCCCACCCACCAUGGCCUUCCCCUCUCCACCAUUCUGCAGGCUCUAAUAGCACAAAAAUUCGACAUUCUCAGCUGCAUUUCCACCAAAGUAAACGACAGCUUCCUCCACACCAUCGACUCCCAAGCUGCAGCUCUAACCAAUGUCGACGUGUCGGAACUCCAACAUAAAUUGACCAACUUGUAAUAUUUUCCUUCUCAUUAAUUAGGGAUUCAUAAAUAAAGCAUUCCAUUCCUCA
Molecule: messenger RNA, 881 nt
Organism: Momordica charantia (bitter melon)
Lineage: Eukaryota; Viridiplantae; Streptophyta; Magnoliopsida; Cucurbitales; Cucurbitaceae
Product: transcription factor bHLH118
Biological process (GO): regulation of transcription by RNA polymerase II
Cellular component (GO): RNA polymerase II transcription regulator complex
Molecular function (GO): DNA-binding transcription factor activity, RNA polymerase II-specific; RNA polymerase II transcription regulatory region sequence-specific DNA binding; protein dimerization activity
Source: RefSeq, a predicted model, not a curated record